Messenger RNA from Bolinopsis microptera, 760 nucleotides. RefSeq lists its product as uncharacterized. NCBI's taxonomy places the organism in Eukaryota, Metazoa, Ctenophora, Tentaculata, Lobata, Bolinopsidae. Gene Ontology annotation, cellular component: intracellular anatomical structure. The record is from RefSeq and is a predicted model, not a curated record. The coding region runs from base 79 to 603 and encodes 174 amino acids. The transcript has a single exon.
UGGAGUUGCAGAGUAGAGUGUGUUGUAUAUUGUUCUGUUUUUACUUUUUUACUUGGUUUACGUUAGCUAUCUCAGAUAAUGGACUCUCUGACAGCAGAACAGUUAGUGGAUUUGUUAAAACUCAUACCCCACCCUGAAGGAGGGUUUUUCAACGAAACAGCGCGCAGUAAAACCACAGUAACCACAGACCGUAACCACACUGACUCCAACAUCAGAAGUGCUGGAACCACCAUACUCUUCCUGCUCACUCCUCAAGCUCCUAGCGCUAAGUUCUGCAAGAACAUGUCCGAGAUAAUGCACGUGUGGUGCGGAGGCGGUGCACAGGUUCACACCUUUAUCCGCCCUGACGGAACAGUGACGGAACACGUGCUGGGUCCGGGUGUGGACCAAGGACAGCAUCCCCAGGUGUUGUGUCCGCCCGGCGCUUGGAAAACGAGUAGGUUGUUGGAGGAAGACAAAUAUUCGCUGAUAACUGAGGUUGUUCACCCAGGGUGGGAGUUGUGCGAUUUUGAGAUGGGGAGAACUGAUAAAUUGGUUAAGUUAUUUCCGCAACACCGAGUCCUUAUUGAAAAGUAUACUCAUAAAGAAGAUGUUACUUUUUAGCCUAUUUUUGAUGCUCUAUUUUGAGUUUCGGGUAUAGUUUUAUUAAAUAACUAUGCUGGGUCGUAUUUAGAUACAAUUGCAAUGAUGUUUAAUGGAUUAACGUAAAUAUUAUCUAUUAAUAUGUUGUUAUAUGUCUAAAUUGAAAUGACUUUCAGAA